Messenger RNA from Aphidius gifuensis, 1788 nucleotides. RefSeq names its product tether containing UBX domain for GLUT4. Bases 162 to 1763 code for a protein of 533 amino acids. Gene Ontology annotation, molecular function: protein binding. The transcript has 7 exons. NCBI's taxonomy places the organism in Eukaryota, Metazoa, Arthropoda, Insecta, Hymenoptera, Braconidae. The record is from RefSeq and is a predicted model, not a curated record.
AUCAAAACUUGCUGUACGCAGUUUUUGUUGGUUUUUUUUUUCAUUAUUAUCAAUGACACAAUAAACAGCUGUUUUCAACUUUCGCAUGCGCAUUUUUAAUAUAUAUUUUAUGCAUUUGUUAGAAAAAUAUUUACUUUGAGAAAGAAAGAGUUACAUACGUCAUGGCAUCCAACAAAAGUGUCACUGUUCUUGCUCCAAAUGGUAGAAGACAAACUGUCAAAAUUACACCAAAUUCAACAAUUCUCCAGAUCUUGGAAGAAGUUUGUCAAAAACAGGGAUACAGCUCAAAAAGAUGGGACAUAAAACAUUUUAAUAAAGUAUUGGAUGCAAAUUCAAUAAUGCGUUUUACUGGUUUACCAAAUAAUGCAACAUUAGAAAUGGCACCAAGAUCAAAUGAUCGUGAAAUGUCAAUUGUUAAAAUUGGUGUACAACUUGAAAAUGGACAACGUGUUAUGGGUGAUUUUGCACCUGACACAAGUUUAAUGGAUAUUGUUAAAAAUUUAUGUCCAAAUGAAGAGUCUGAUAAUACUGUGAUAACAUACAUGCAUCAAGAAGUUCAUGGAAGAGAUAAACUCAGUGAAAUGACACUUCAAUCACUUGGUUUAAAUGAUGGAAGAGCAAUGCUACGUCUUCUUCAUCGUGAUUUGGAUAAAUUAAAUACACAAGCACAUGUUGCUGGUCAAUUAAAUUCAAAACCAUCAAAUAAAUCAAAUGACAGUAGAACAAGUAAAGCUGCUAAAAAAGCAACAAACAUGGCACAAAAUGUAACAUCACAAAUUAAAAAAGCACUUGAUCCAAUAACAACGUUAAAAAAUGAAAAAGGUAAUAAUAGUAAUAAUAAUAAUGGUAAAAAUAAAAAUUUUCCAAAAAGUGGUGGACAUAAAUUGGGUGAAGGACCAAGUGGUAGUUCUAUUGUUAAUAAAUCAAAAGUAUUACAAGAAAAAUCGCAGCCAAUAAUUAAAGAAAACAAGAAUGAAGUUAUGGAUUGUGUUGAAGCAACUGAAGCUAAUAUAUUAUCACAAGAAAUUGAAGACACAAUGGAAUAUAUUGGUGAAAGAAAUGCAUUGAUAUUUAGUCAAGAAGGUGCUAGAGCAGUACCACGUGAAGAUUUACCAGAUAAUUUUUUUGAUUUAACUGUUGAUGAUGCUAAAGUAUUAAUUCGUGAUGCAAAACGUCAACGUGAUAAUCUUGAAGGUGGUCCAUUAAUGACAAAUGCACUUAGAGAACUUGAAAAAAGUACAACAACAUUAAAAAAAUUAAAUAAAUAUCGUAAAACAAUUAUAAGAAUACAAUUUCCAAAUAAAAUGGUACUUCAAGCUAUUUUUACACCACUUGAAACAGUACAAAUUGUCAAAGAUUUUGUUAAAAAUUAUUUAGCUAAUCCUGAACAAUCAUUUGAUCUUUAUGUAACACCACCUAAAAAAAAUUUAAAUCCACAAAGUCGUUUAGUUGAUGAAAAUUUAGUUCCAUCAGCAAUUAUAUAUUAUUCUGGUAUAUCAGAAUUAAAAUCAGAAUUAAAAAAUAAAUGUAUUGAUCCAAAUGUUGCAAGUAAACAAGCAAUUAAAUCAAGAAUGGCAAUGACUCGUGCCAAUAAAAAUACAAGCAUUGAAUCAGAAGUCAGUGAUGAAAAUAUUACAACUAAUUUAUCAUCUCCAGGUGAAACUAGCACAAGCAGUAUGAGCAGUAUGACCAAUACUUUACAAGAAAAUGCAACUAAAAUAACAGCAUAUGCACCAAAAUGGUUUAAACGAGCAUUUAAAUAAAAAAUUUCAACUUUAUUUUCUAUAA